Messenger RNA from Pelobates cultripes (western spadefoot toad), 2358 nucleotides. NCBI's taxonomy places the organism in Eukaryota, Metazoa, Chordata, Amphibia, Anura, Pelobatidae. The record is from the annotation of a GenBank genome assembly.
AUGGAGCAUGAUUCUGAGGUUAGAGAUUUCACUAAACUAGCCUUCAGAUCCCCCUUGGUUAAGGAGGAUGACCUUCUCCUCAGGAACCACAUUGGUAUCCCGGACAUUCAGGCUUUAAUGGCCCAGAGGUAGAUCCUGCUCUGUUAUCUAUCACAGGGAGCAGCGUAUCCUCUGAUCCCACAGACCAGAUUUUUCGCAAUAUACAGUUCAAAAUUGCUGAUGCUGUUGGCCCACUAUUACUGAUGCUGAUGCUUCAUCUCUGUUGGCAUCUAAGAUGGCUCUUUUAAAAGUGUCUGGCAGGGCAGUGCUAAUCCUUUAAUUACAUAUCAAACAUCCGCAGAUCCCGCUGGCUCCAUGCAGCAUGUCUGUCUGACCUAGCCCCCAAAUCGCACGAGUUCCCAAAUUUGGAGGAUUCUUACCUAUUCGGUCCCUCGUUCAUUCAGGAGGGUAAAGGCCAUUACAAGGCAUGGAGAUCCUUUUCAGAACUCAAGAAGUCCGUCCCUGGCUACAAAGCCCUUUCAGACAGAGGGUCGCCCCUGUAGGGCUGCAGAAGCGUCCCGAGAAGCCUUUCACCAGGCCCAGUACCGCCACUACAGUGGAAGACUCCUGAGCGGUGGCAGAGGAGCGCAUUCCAGAGGCGGUUCAGCUUCCAAUAGAAAACCCAUGCAUUCAAGUACAUGUGCCCCCUUAUAUGCCACUAAAUUGGAAGGAUAUUUACUCAGACAAAUGGGUUCUAAAGAUUUUUCAAAGGGGUUUACAACUCUCCCUUUUAAGGUUUCCAGUCCAGAAAUUUGCACCCCACAGAGAGGUGAACCCAGUGCUAGAUGCCUCCCUUUCCUUAGCUUUAAAUCAAGGGAAGAUAGAGUUGGCAGACAUGUCUAUCACAGGAUGGGUCAGCCCAUUGUUCCCAAUCCCAAAAUCAGAUGGGUCCUGGAGACCGGUCCUAAACGUGAGGUCUCUGAAUGUUUUCAUCAAAAGGAUGGUUCAGGAUGGAGGGUUUAUCAGAUCUUCCAGGCUUAGUACAGAAGGUUAGACCUAAAAGUUAGACCUGCAUAAAGUUAGACCUAAAAGAUGCCUUCCAUUCAGUCCCCAUAGCCAAGAAACACAGGCGGUUUCUCAGGUUUCAGUGGAAAAGAAAAGUGUGGCAGUGGACCGUUAUGGUGUUUGGUCAAUCCAACGCACCAUACACAUUCUCCAGAAUUAUGAAAUCAGUGAUAGCUCUUUUUAGAUUAAAAGGUUUCAUGUGUCUGUACUAUCUAGACGACAUCCUGCUCAUAUACCCAGAUGGGGAAGUCCUUGCUUCUCAAAGGGAUUACCUUGCUUCCCUUUUACAAGACCUAGGAUUUGUAGUAAAUUUACAGAAAUCAGUCCUAAUUCCCACUCAAAGCAUCCUCUUUCUGGGUUUCAUACUGAACACCAGGACUAUGUCUCUAGGAAUCCCUCAAGACAAAUGGGACAAAUUACUGGUACAUCUGACCUCAUCCCUCAGGCACCAGAGUUGGUUCACCUUUGGACCAGUAUCUGUAAUUUCUAGAUAAUUCACAUUACAGAGUUUGAUUGUUCAUGUCCGUGCUAACUAUUCUCUCUCUGAUACAGGUUUUUUUCUAUUGGAACACCAGACUUGCAUCUUCCAGUACAUGCUGGGAAGCGUCGGACACAGUCUCUUAGUGCUCUUCCCAAGGAUCGAGACUCUUCCUCUGAGAAGGAUGGACGAAGCCCCAACAAAGUGAGUCUGCUCUCAGAAACACAAAUGAUGUUAUAGAGUUGUUCAGGUUGUGAUUGCUAGCAUAACAUCUUAACAUAUCGGGCAUAGGACAUUCCUAGCAAUUGCAAAAUAAGGGAAAAAAAUUGACACUUCCCUCUAAUACGUCCAUAAGGUUUCAAAUUUCUUACACUACUAGUAAGUGACUUGCAGUGGCGAGUCCAUUUUAUGGCCCUGCGAGGGACUUGCCUUUUUUAAGCUGGAUGUGUAUAAGUAUAUUUACACAAUAUUCUAUGUAUAGAGCUCAAAAUUUCCUUUUGCAACUAGCUAUUAAGGAGUAAUAUUUUAAGCUGGGAAAUAGAAAUUCACCCCUGGUGACUAGGCUUUGAUUUACACUGUGAGUAACUUUUAAAGCCUAGCUAGUGGCAUAGAAUUUAGGAUAGUAUGCCCCUUGUAUAUAUGUUUAUAUAUUAUAUUGUGUGUAUUUUUCUUCUUUUUGCCAGCGAGAGAAAGAUCAUAUUCGCCGUCCCAUGAAUGCCUUCAUGAUCUUCAGUAAGAGACACAGAGCCCUGGUGCAUCAGCGCCACCCAAAUCAGGAUAAUCGUACUGUCAGCAAGAUCUUGGGGGAGUGGUGGUACGCUCUGGGGCCCAAAUAG